Messenger RNA from Drosophila montana, 1383 nucleotides. RefSeq names its product gamma-butyrobetaine dioxygenase. Bases 83 to 1351 code for a protein of 422 amino acids. Gene Ontology annotation, molecular function: oxidoreductase activity. The record is from RefSeq and is a predicted model, not a curated record. Gene Ontology annotation, biological process: carnitine biosynthetic process. The transcript is spliced from 2 exons. NCBI's taxonomy places the organism in Eukaryota, Metazoa, Arthropoda, Insecta, Diptera, Drosophilidae. Gene Ontology annotation, cellular component: mitochondrion.
ACGCUCGCUCGCGGCGGAUCGUUCGAUUGAACCAGCUCGCACAUUCAUUUGGUAUUCGUUGGGCAUUCGUUGAGCAUUCACUAUGAUGCUGGCGCAGAGCAUAAGGCGCGCCAUUUCGCAGCUGACGCCCCCGAUGUGCCGCCCGCUGAGCGCACGCAUCGUGGACAAGGUUAACAUUGAGGUGCAGCCGGCGCAGUCCGGAGCUGAGGCUGGGACUGGGGCUGGGGCCGCGGCGCUGACCUUUCCCGGGGUCUGGCUGCGCGACAAUUGCCGCUGCCCGGCGUGCUACCACAGCAGCUCGCAGUCGCGGCAAUUGGACUGGAACCACUUCGAUCCGGGCGUGCAUCCGCUGGCGCUGCACGUGGACGCUGCCAAGGAGCAGCUGUAUGUGCGCUGGAGCGAUGCGCACGAGAGCAGCUACGAGCUGGACUGGCUGCGACGCCACAGCUUUGAUGGGCAGAGCCAAAGCGCCUACCUGAACGACUUCUAUCGGCCACGGACAAGCCACUGGGCGGGUGCCCAGUUUGAGCAGAUAGCGCAGCGCUUCAGCUACGACCAGGUGAUGGCCGAGGAUGAGGCACUGCAGCACUGGCUGCAGGCGCUCGCCGUCUACGGCGUGGUGCUGCUCAACGGCGCGCCGCUGGACGAGGGCGUGGUGCGUCGACUGGCGGAGCGUGUGGGCUUCAUACGACGCACCACAUACGGCGAGGAGUUCAUAGUGCAGGCCAAGCCGGGCGCCAAGAAUUACGCAUACCUCUCGCUGCCGCUGCCACUGCACACGGAUCUGCCCUACUACGAGUACAAGCCCAGCGUGAACCUGCUUCACUGCGUGGUGCAGACGCAGUCGCGCGGCGGCAGCAAUCUGCUCGUGGAUGCCUAUCACAUAGCGGACCGUCUGCGGCAGGAGCAGCCGGAGCACUUCGAGCGGCUCAGUCGCACGCCCGUCGACUGGAACGACAUUGGCAGCGAGGACGGACGCGAGUUCCACAACAUUUGGCGUGCGCCCGUCAUCUGCCUGGACGCCGCCGGCGACUACACGCGCAUUAACCACAGCGUGCCGCAGCGGGACAGCCACUUCAAUGUGCCGCUGGCCCAGGUGCUGCCCUGGUACGAGUCCUAUGCGCGAUUUGUGCAGAUGGCACGCGCCGAUGCGCACUCCUUCAAGACGCAGCCCGGCGAUGUGUUGACCUUUAACAAUCUGCGGCUGCUCCAUGGCCGCACCGGCUAUGAUGACACCGCGGACAAUUCGCGUUACAUUGUGGGCGCCUAUCUGGACUGGGAUAUCAUAUAUUCGCGGCUGCGCGUGCUCAAGCAGCGCCUGAACAAAGCCUCCGGCACGGCAGCUGCUUAAAUGUGCCAAUAAAAAAGUUAAAAAAAAAAAAA